AUGGCAAAGGAAGCCUCGAACGCGGCAGUGGCACUUCCGGAUAAGCUCGAUUCCAGCAAGCUUGUAGCAGAGACGGUCGAUGGCGUGGCGGGGGAAAUCCCUGUUAUCGCGUACACGGAGAAGGUCUUGGCAGAGAAAGAAGCGAACCUAAGAAAGAUCAUCCAGGACAACUACGCGAAGAUCCAGGCGGUGGAGAAGGAGCUGGAGGCGCUGCACCUGGAGGUGAAGCUGACGUCGGGCGCCAAGAAGGCCGGCAUGGAGCUGCUAAGGCAGAAGAUCGAACAGAGCACCGAGAAGGCCAGACUGCUGCGCAAGAAGGAGGAGCAGGCCAAGAAGGUAUGGGAGGCAGCAGCAAAGUUGGUGGAGGAAGAGGAGCAGAGGAAGCAGCAGCUGUGUGAUGACCUCCGGAUGAUGGUGCAGCAGAACGCCCUGCAGCAGUAUGAGCGGCUGGAGGCACUAACACACAAGCUGGACGCACUCAACCCCGAGAUGAGGGGCCCCGCACUGGAGGCCAUCCAGGGCCUGCGCGCCAAGAUCGCCCCCCACGGCGUCCUUCCCGUCUAUACAUCGAAUGCUGAUCCAGCAGCGCAAGGCAGGGAAGCACCUGCGUCUGCCCAGGGCACAUGCGCCCCAUUAGCCGACCCUGCGGACGCCACCAGCAGCACAGCGCCCGCGUCAACGGCAGAUGCUCCUGCCACCACCCCCAAAGCCCAGGGGAAAGAGGGGGACGCGCAGAGCCAAGGGCAGGAAGGUAGCUCUGGGACCACAGCAGCAGCAGCAGCAGCAGCAAAUGGCAGUAAAGGAGCGGAUGGAAGCGGAGCACCAGCAGCACGGCUGUCCAUAAGCCGUGGGAGAGGCAGGGGGCGGGGGAGGGGGUUGAUUGCCAAGGGGGGAAACAAGGCGGGAGGGGAUGGGCAGUGGACGGGUGCAGGGUUUGAUGUGGAGGAUGAGAGCUUUGCGUGA
This is a messenger RNA of Closterium sp. Yama58-4, 963 nucleotides long. The record is from the annotation of a GenBank genome assembly. NCBI's taxonomy places the organism in Eukaryota, Viridiplantae, Streptophyta, Zygnematophyceae, Desmidiales, Closteriaceae.